Messenger RNA from Aspergillus fijiensis CBS 313.89, 2198 nucleotides. Its product is annotated as putative C6 transcription factor (Gal4). Gene Ontology annotation, biological process: DNA-templated transcription; positive regulation of transcription from RNA polymerase II promoter by galactose. The transcript is spliced from 7 exons. The coding region runs from base 1 to 2013 and encodes 670 amino acids. Lineage: Eukaryota; Fungi; Ascomycota; Eurotiomycetes; Eurotiales; Aspergillaceae. Gene Ontology annotation, molecular function: RNA polymerase II cis-regulatory region sequence-specific DNA binding; DNA-binding transcription factor activity, RNA polymerase II-specific; zinc ion binding. The record is from RefSeq and is a predicted model, not a curated record. Gene Ontology annotation, cellular component: nucleus.
AUGGCCAGCACUCGUGAUUCUCACUCUUACGCCUGCGAUGAAUGCCGUUUACGGAAGUCCAGGUGCUCUAAGGAGAAACCUACAUGUGCACAAUGCAAGCAGUUGCACAAGGACUGUAACUAUAGUCCUAAAGUCACCAGAAGUCCCUUGACCAGACAACAUUUGACCUAUGUGGAAGAUCGCUUACAGGCGUUCGAAACAGCCCUAGGGAGGCUGUUUCCGGGAGGUGAUCUGGAUGCGACGGUUCGCUCCCUUUUGUAUGACCAGGAUGGGCCGCCUAAACCAGGUUCAUCGUCCAAAUCGUCAUCCAGGCACUCCACUCCAGCCAAGGCUGAGGCCGAUCGAGCCGAACCAGCCCCUGAGGCACUGCCGCAACAGGCAGACGGCUUCGAUUGGGCGGAGAAUAAGAUCACUGUGGGUGAUCUGACAGACGGCAUGGCAGCCUUAUCUAUCAAACCAGAAGGAGCGGGUUACUUUGGUGCUUCUUCGAGCGUCGUUCCGCUCCGAACAUUGCUCAAACAUGGCUUUGACCUCAACUUCCCCGCUGGCACGUCCAAGACGAACUAUGCCGUCCCCUUGAAGUCCCAAUUGCUCAACACCGCCCCUUCUGGUCUGGUUGAGCAGGCGUUUAUGGACGCAUUCUUCCUCAACUAUCAUGCAAGCUACCCUUUCAUUCACGAGGGUACAUUCAGAGCACAGUUCUAUGAACAAGUGCCCCGGCCACAUGGUCAAGCAUGGCAGAUCUUGCUGAACACCAUUCUGGCGCUGGGUGCUUGGUGCAUUGGCGACGACAACUCCGACCUAGAUAUCACUUUCUACCAAGAAGCACGAGGCCACUUACAGCAGGUCUCCGUGUUUGAGACUGGAAACCUUACCCUGGUGCAGGCGCUACUGCUUUUGAGCAACUAUGCACAGAAACGAAACAAGCCCAAUACUGGGUGGAACUUCUUAGGCCUGGCCGUUAGAAUGGCCAUGAGUCUGGGUCUCCACAAAGAAUUUCCUGGCUGGAAAAUCAGCCUUCUUCAGCGUGAGAUCAGGAGACGCCUGUGGUGGGGAGUAUACAUAUUCGACAGUGGUGCGGCGAAGACGUUUGGCCGGCCCAUUCUAUUACCUGAAGAUAGUGUCAUGGAUGCAAAACACGUCCUGAAUAUUCACGACGAGGCUCUCACCCCCGCCACCACCACGCUACCCGUCGAAGUCACGGAGCCAACCCUCUAUUCGGGGCUGAUAGCCCAAGCUCGGUUUCAUUUACUUACAAACAGCGUCUACCAACGCCUCAUCUCGGGACCCAGUCUCACAGCGGAAGAAACCUUGGGCCUCCAGAAGCCAAUGGAGGAAUGGUACAAUGGUCUUCCUGACUACUUCAAGCAACCGCCUCUACCGGUAUCGGACACUUUUGCGCUCGUCCGCAACCGCAUGAUGUGGAGGGAUUGGAACUUGAGAAUCCUUCUUUACCGACCGGUACUCCUCCGAUGGGCAUCACGGAGAUGGACACAGCAGAAUACAGCGUCAGAGCCUGAAGAUCCUUUCGAGGUUGACUGCCGGAAGCUCUGUCUUCGAAAUGCUAGACUUUCCAUUUCGUCCAUCACCGACUUUGUGAACAAUCAUGUCUGCACGAGAAUUGGAGCCUGGUACAUGCUAUACUUCCUCUUCCAGGCCGGCUUGAUUCCGAUUAUCAUGCUCAUGACUGAUCCCACUAGUGCAGACGCUCCUGCAUGGCUCCAAGACAUAGAAGCCACCAAGAAGCUACUCAUUCAUCCUUCACUCAGCAACAAUCGACUUGCUGUUCGCUGCCUGGAAGUUGUGAACCGGCUGUGUUCGCCUGCGUAUACGAGUGCCGCGACCGGUCGAACGGCGGGACCGGCGCCCCCUAUCGUAAUGCCAUUCAACGAUCAACUGUUCACUGAUCCGACUUUUGGCAGUAUGUUUCCCGAUGUUGACCAGGAGUUGAAUCUAAGUGGCAUGGAUUUUACGGAAUGGGUGAACUUUGCACCACAGCACGAUUUUGUUUGACCAGGUUCUCGAACAUAAGCUCCAAGCGGCUUCGAACCAGAGUAUCACAAGUGGCUGAGAGACUCGUCAUUUGCUAUGAUCUUCGUGAUGGCGAGUGUAUUGGAAGUGACUCAAUCGCAGUUUUCUCCGAAGGAACAACGAGAGCCUCAGCCGGUGUCACCAGCCAAUCGCACUGAGGUAUCCGU